Gossypium arboreum is the source of this 1630-nucleotide messenger RNA. RefSeq names its product cytochrome P450 83B1-like. Gene Ontology annotation, molecular function: iron ion binding; heme binding; oxidoreductase activity, acting on paired donors, with incorporation or reduction of molecular oxygen. The transcript is spliced from 2 exons. The coding region runs from base 16 to 1509 and encodes 497 amino acids. Lineage: Eukaryota; Viridiplantae; Streptophyta; Magnoliopsida; Malvales; Malvaceae. The record is from RefSeq and is a predicted model, not a curated record.
AUUGAGUAGAUUACAAUGGAAAUAGUAGUGUUUCUGGUCUUUCUUCUACCACUCUCCUUGUUCCUGUUCAUUCUCCUAAAACAUGGCAAUUCUAAUCGUCUUCCCCCUAGCCCUCCUUCUCUUCCUUUGAUUGGUCACUUACAUAUACAGCUGUUUGAUAACUCAGCCCCUCAUUUUUUUCUUAGCAAACUCUCUCAAAAGUAUGGUUCUCUCGUGUACUUGCGAUUUGGGUUUAAGCCAAUCCUUGUAGUUUCUUCAGCAAAAAUGGCUAAAGAGGUUAUGAAAACCCAUGACCUUGACUUUUGCAGCAGGCCUCAUCAACGUUGUAGUCAUAAACUAUCUUACAAUGCCUCGGAUGUGGCUUUUUCACCGUAUAAUGACUACUGGAGGGAGAUGAGGAAAAUUUGUGUUGUACAUCUCUUUAGCGGAGUGCAACAGUAUCGUCCCAUCCGAGAAGAUGAAGUUGAUCGCUUGAUUGAAAAAAUAUCCAAAUUAUCUGUUGAUGCUAAACCUGUCAACUUGAGUGAAGCAAUAAUGUGCCUUUCCAGUACAAUAAUUUGUAGAAUAGCCUUCGGCAAGAGGUACGACGAAGAAGGAGCCGAAAGAAGCAGAUUCCAUGAGCUGCUUAAUGAAAGUCAAGCCAUAGUAUCAAGCUUCAGUUUUUCUGACUACUUUCCGUACAUGGGUUGGCUCGAUAGAUUCACUGGAUUGCUUAGUCGUCUUGAAAAAACUUUCAGAGAGCUUGAUACUUUUUAUCAACAACUCAUUGAUGAACGUCUUGAUCCUAAUAGGCCAAAACCCCAACAAGAGGACAUACUCGACGUGUUACUACAAACAUGGAAGGAUCACGACUUUUCAUUUGAUCUGACUAUCGAUCAGAUAAAAGCUAUUCUUAUGAACGUGUUUAUAGCUGGAACAGACACAUCCGCAGCCACUAUAAUAUGGGUGAUGAGCUUCUUAAUGAAAAAUCCAAAAUGUUUGAAGAAAACUCAAGCAGAAGUAAGGAAUUUGAUUGGAAAAAAAGGUUUUGUAAAUGAAGAUGAUACUCGAGAUUUGACUUACUUAAAAGCUGUGAUAAGAGAAACAUUUAGAUUGCAACCAAUAGCUCCAUUGUUAGUGCCACGAGAAACACUCCGAAAGUGCAACAUAGGUGGGUACGAUAUACCUGCCAAAACCUUGGUUUAUGUGAACGCGUGGGCAAUAGGAAAAGACCCUGGAACUUGGGAAAAUCCAGAAGAGUUUUAUCCUGAAAGGUUCAUUGGUAGUCCCAUUGACUACAAAGGGCAACACUUUGAGCUCAUACCAUUUGGUGCUGGUAGAAGAGUUUGUCCUGGAAUGCAUAUGGGAGUUGCAGUAGUGGAACUUGCCCUUGCUAAUCUUCUUUACAAGUUCGAUUGGGAAAUGCCGAUUGCGAUGACAAAAGAAGACAUAGACUUUGAUGCACUACCUGGUCUCGCUACACACAAAAAAAAUGCUCUUAUCCUUGUGGCUAGGAAGAUUUAUGAUUAAACAAUCCCUGCCUUUGUGAUAGUUACUUGUUUACUGCGUGCUUAUGAAUAAGGUCUUUAGUAACACUGUAGCUUUGAUAUGCAAUAUGAAAAUCACUUAAAAAAAUAAGUUAUGAAUAAAA